Messenger RNA from Glossina fuscipes, 689 nucleotides. Its product is annotated as exocyst complex component 6-like. Bases 9 to 674 code for a protein of 221 amino acids. The record is from RefSeq and is a predicted model, not a curated record. Gene Ontology annotation, biological process: Golgi to plasma membrane transport; exocytosis; intracellular protein transport. The transcript is spliced from 2 exons. NCBI's taxonomy places the organism in Eukaryota, Metazoa, Arthropoda, Insecta, Diptera, Glossinidae. Gene Ontology annotation, cellular component: membrane; exocyst.
CAUAUUUAAUGGGUAAUGUAACUAUUCAAGAUAUAGAAGCUGUGGAUGAUUAUUGGAGUCCCACCUUUCGUUCGAUUUUAGAAGGAGAAAAUACCGAUGCAAUUUUCGAGCAGCUUGAAAUGCGUGUACGCAGCCAUGAUAAAGAAAUCGAACGUAUUUGUAACCUUUCCUAUCAGGGAUUCAUCGAUUCUAUACAAGAAUUAUUGCAAGUACGUACUCAAGCCCAACAAUUGGCACAGGAGGUACAAACAAUGGAUAAAUCGUUACAGUUAGUUAGUGCUGCGCUAAUACAGCAAGGCAAUGAUUUGGUUAAAGCCAGACAAAUAGAAUCCAAUUUAGCUUCAGCUAUAGAAGCCUUGAAGGAAUGUUUACCCGCUUUGGAAUGCUAUAUAAAAUUCUGUCAGCAGGCUUCUAAUAAACAAUAUUAUCAAUCACUACGUACUUUAGAAAUACUGGAAACACAACAUUUACCCAAAUUACAUAGUUAUCGUUUUGUAACGCAAAUGCGUCUAGCGAUAAUAAAGGAAAAUAUACGACGAUCCGCUGAAGCUGAUUUUCGUGAAUUUUUGGAAAAUAUACGUCGAUUCUCGCCACGCAUAGGCAAAGAAGCAAUUGAUCAUACGAAGAAAUUACAGAAACUUGUUUCAAGGAGAGGAAAAACAAGCACACCUUAGUCUUCAUUUCAUUAU